Heterotrigona itama is the source of this 17194-nucleotide messenger RNA. The record is from the annotation of a GenBank genome assembly. Lineage: Eukaryota; Metazoa; Arthropoda; Insecta; Hymenoptera; Apidae.
AAUAUAAUCAGCUUAUAAAAAAUAUACAAUUAUUUUUUAUUAUCAAAAAAUUAAAUUUAUUUACAUAAUUGCAUCUAUCUAAUUUUUUAGAUAGUUUAAAAAAAUUUAGUCUUAAUAUAAAACCAUUUAAUUUUCAUUAUCCACCUAUUGACAAGGUAGUGUCUAAUUGUUUCUGUAUUUUUACCAAUAAUGAACAUGAUCCAGUACCAGAUUUACAAGGUUGGCCUAACAUUAAUCGACUAGAAGGAGAUACUAAGUUAUCUCGUUUUCCUUGUAAAGUUGCAUUCUUCAGAAAAUUGAGGGAACUUUCAAAGCUCAUUUGUUGCAAUGGAGAUGCUGAAUCUUCCAUUCCUUUACGACUGAGAGGUUGAAAUCUACCAUCGAAAGUCAUAUAAUCCGCAAUUAAAGACAGAUGUCUAGAAUCAACUGUAAUUCCAUACAUCUUGAAUACAUCUCUCACUUCUCUUAUAAUAACUCUGUUAGCAGCUUCAAUACCAUAUGUUUGAGAAAUAGCAUAAAUAUCAUUAGAAUACAACUUGUUCAAAUGUAAAGAAUUAUCAUAUUUGAACAUUUCUACUAUAUUGAUACCAUCAGUUUUAAGAAUUGUUUCUCCAUCAUUAUUUUGAAAUAUAAAAGCACGUUUUACACAAGGCACCUCCCAUAAAACAAUUUUAUUUGCAACAUUUCUAAUUAUUGUUGAUAAAUCCAAUUUUAACAACUUAAGAGCUACCCAAAAUUUUAAUUUACACCAUGUGAAUUUAUUCUCGUCAUAAUCGUAUUCUAUUGCAUUACUAUACAUAUUUCGAAUAUGCUUCUUUCUUUCUUUAUUAUAAAUUUCAUCUAUAACAUACUCAUUUUCUGUAUCAUCUUCAUUUUGUUGUUCGUUAGUUUCUAAUUUUUCAUUUUCAUAUUCAUCAUCUUUUUCAUUUAUAUCUUCUAUUUCUUCUUCGUCUUCCGGAUCUUCAUAUUCUUGGUUUUCUCUGUGACGUGAAAUUGUUCGUAGUAAAGUUGCAUCUGCAUCUUCUGCUGCUAUUUCUUCAUCUGAAGACUCGUGCAUUUCUCCUAAAUUUGAACGUGCUUUCAAGGAUUCUGAUUCAUCAACUUCUCCUUGAUCUAAUAAAGCAUCAUCUUCAUACAUAGAUUUCUUUUCCUCUUCUAUAUGUAAUAAAGCACCUGUUAUUUUAGAAAUUUUUUUAAUUUCUCUAAAUAUUUCUUUAAAGAACACUUCUUCAGUUUUUUUCAAUAUCUCAUGUGGCUGAAUGCAAAAUUCAGAUUUAUAAGAUUUAUGUGGAAGAUAAUUAAUAGUCAUAGUAUACACUAACUGUCUAUGUGGCCACUGUUCCAUUCUCCUAUGUAUAGUAAUAUUAUCUAAAACAUUGGAUAAAAUGCAUUUUGUUAAUUUCAAUUUUAAUUUAUUUGCGCGUUUUGUUAUGUUUUUCAAGUCUUUUCGAAAUGGUAUUUCCAUGCUAGGCGUUUUAAUAUUUUUCGAUGCCAUCAUAAGUAUUUCACGUAAUCUGGGUAUACCCAAAGUAACAUUCAUUUCUCCACGACCAGCAAAAUGAAAAGUAUUUAAAGUCAUUUGAGUUGAUGGCUCUCCUAUUGAUUGUGCUGCUAAUAAACCUACUGGUUCUCCAGGGGGACAAAUUAUUUUCAUUACUUUCAUAGACAGAAGAUCUCUUAAAUCUUUUUUCUUUAUAAUGGAAUUGCUGGCUAUAUAUUCAUCUAUUAAAUUUUCUAAUCGUUCAGAAAGUACACCAAAAUCUAUAUCUUGCCUAUAUUUCGACAUUACUGGAUCAGGACAUUUUGCACAUUCAGUAUAAAUCCAUUUUUUAUCUUCUUCACUAGUCUUUAUCCACUUUCUCAUCAUUGAAAGAGCAGCUUUGCUUCUCCCAGAGUUUUUAUUGAUUUCCAUGUACUUCGAUUGUUUAAUAUUCAUAUUUUCUCUUGAAAAUCUUGUAAAUGGAUUAAUUCUCUUUUUUUGUAAUGCACUUCCGUUUUUAUUUUCCCAUUUUUUAAUUUUUUUUACUAAUUUUAAAAUUGUACUCGUAUCCGAGUUUUCUUUUAAAUAUUUUAUUAUUUCUUCAUUAAGAAUUACAUUUUUAUUAUUUAUUAAGAAACUCAAUUGCUCUUUUUUUAAAAAGCGUGAACCUGGUACAUCGAGCCCAUCUUCUCCAUAAUAAAUUUGUACCAAACUACCAUCUGAAUCUCGUACUGUUGAAUCGUAAUUAAUAAUUAAUCCUUCAAGAUGUUUAAUGAGACAUCUUUGUAAAUAGCCUGAUCUACUAGUUUUUACAGCAGUGUCAAUGAGACCUUCACGACCAGCCAUACAGUGAAAAAAGAAUUCCUGAGGUUUGAUUCCCGUCAUAAAUCUACCAUCAAUAAAUCCACCAGCUCUUGGCGAAGAGUCAUAUGCAGGGAAACUUGGAAGACUUUUGCCACUGAUCAUUAAAGGUGGUCUUUUCCCUUCUAAUUCGAUUUGUCCAAGUAAACAAGAUAUUUGCAUAGUAUUUACAGUGGAACCUUUCGCACCAGAUUGAACCAUUAAUUGCAAAUUAUUAUUUGGAAAUUUUUUCAAAAGACCAGCUGGCAGACAUGUUUGAUUUAUAUCAUUAGUAUAGACAUCUAAUGCACUUUUAUAUUUUCGAUCAACUUGAACACGAAAUUUAGGAUCACUCCAAUAAAAUUCUUCAAUUUUAGAUGUAACAGUGUCCAUAGUUGUAUCAUCGGGUAAUCCCAGCACUGAUCUUUGUACAUUUUCUCCAAUUUCUCUACAUUUAGAAAUGAUUUCUUUACGUUUCUUAUCUGCUUUCUUCAACAAUAGAAUAUCUUCAAUACCAAGUGUAAAUCCGUUUCUCUGCAAAGCAGCUUGAAAUAAUUUACCAAAGGCACUUAAUAAUUUUGAAGAGCAUGUUCCUCCAUACAAUUCAAAAAUACAAUGUAUAAGACCAAAUGGAGUCGCACCAUAAUGUGUUUUAUCAAGUACACCACACAACAAUUCUCCAUUUCGUAUUAUUACUUCAGCUUCUGACAUUGUUUUAGGAUCUGAAAAUUCAGUGCCACAUUUCCAAUGCCGUGCUUUUUCAACUUGCCAUUCCUUUACAUUGAUCUUGGCAUUUGCCGUUAAAUUAAUACGUGGUUGAUUUGGUGGAAUAACGUUAAUGAUAACAGUCGAUAUAAUUUGUUUACCAGACCACAAAGGUUUGGGUUUUAUUAUACUGGGAGGAAGAACAAUUAUAUUAUCUUGUAUUGUAGAUAAAGCAGCAUAGACUAAUUGCAUAUAAUCUUCACGUGAAAAGAAUGUUCCUCUCAUUGUUAAACGAACACCAGAAACUACAUGAUCUUGAAUGAGACCACUUAAUGGGGUACCAUCUUUUGGUACAAGGUAUUGAUUAGACACAUUGGCUAUAUUGUACCCUUCGCUUCUGGCUAGUUCAUUUUGGGGAUAGUGAGCAUUCAUUUCAUCACCAUCAAAAUCUGAAUUAUAAGCUUUACAAUUAGCAUAAUGCAAACGUAAUGUUUUUUCUCCUUUUAAGAUUCGUGCUUUAUGAGCCAUUAUACUGGGCUUGUGCAAAGUUGGUUGACGAUUUAAUAAUAGAAUGUCUCCAUUUUGUAAAUGUCUAUGUAUAAUUUUAAUUCCUUUGAAAAAUUUAUUCGCUUUGUCACUUGUUGUUAAAAGACGUUUUGCAAUAGCUUCUCUUCGAACAAUAUCUUUACUAGAAAUGCGUUGUAUACUUCCAUCUUCGUGUUCAACCAUUACUGCACCAGGAUGUAUAUCAGGACCGUUUAAAACUAGUUGUCUUAACUGUACAACAUUCCAAGGUGUAACUGGUGUUGGAUAUGUUAAUUUCAUUGCAAAUGCUUCAGGAAUACCAAUUUCAUCUAUGUUUAAAUUAGGAUCUGGUGUAAUGACGGAACGAGCAGCGUAAUUAACUCUUUUACCCAUCAUAUGCAUUCUAAUAAUUCCUUCUUUCUUCUCCAUAACUUGUUUUAAUCCCAAGCAAUUUGCAGAAUCUGUAGUUCUGUUCAUAUCACGAUCCAUUAAAUGAUCCACAUUUACUUGUAAAUUUUGCCAAGCAUUGUGUAAUUUUUCAAUUGCUGUAUUGCCUUUUAUUUGUUCAAAAACAAGUCUACCCUCCUCUGAUAAUUGAUCUGUAUCACCAUCUUGAAUUGUUUGAAUGAUAUUUCUAAGUACAAGACAAUCUUGAAUAAUACUCUUGUAAACUUGAGAUUGAGGAUGUUCUAUCAUUUGUCCAUUAACAAAAUUAACUGGUCUAACUAUAGGUGGUAGAACUGGUAUUACUUCAAAAAAAAAUAUAUCAGUUGGGUAUUCAAUAUCUACCAUUCCAAAGCAAGGUGUAAGUACUUUUAAAAAAUCUUUCUCAUUUUGCCAAAGUUUUCUGAGGUAUUCUUUAGAUUGAUCUGGCAUUAUCAAUACUGUGUCCAUUUUAUGUAUUGUUUUACGUGAUCGUGCUGUUGUAGGGAUAUCAGAUGACUGUGAUAUUUUAGAUGUCAUAAUUUUAUUUUUUACUAUUGUAAUUUUAGAAAUAGGUUCUAAACAAUUAACGCAAAUUUUUGUCGUUGCAUAUUGCUUAAUAACGUUUUCAACAUGCGUAUGCCAUUGCAUAUUAAUAUUUUUAGUAUUUAAUUGAAUUUCAUCAUAUUGUAUAAUAGAUUGAUUAAGUCUUGGUUUAUUCAAAAGGUUUUCAAUAUAAUUAUCAAUGACAUUUUGAACAGAUUGUAUAUCAACUUCAUAAGGACUGGUAUGAUUUAAAACAACAACCAUUAUUUCUUGUUCUAGACCAUCAAGAUCACUCAGAUAUCCUUGCUGAAGUAAUUUCAAUUUUGCAGAAAGUAACAAUUUCACAUAAGGUGGAAUUUGUAAAGUGAAACAGUUUAAACAUGCUAAUUUAAUCAACAUACAUAAUCCUUUAUGGAAUAAUGGAUUUACAACUGACAUAGGCAACUCUAUAUGCCCAAAAUGACCUGGACACUUGAAUACAUUGCAUCCACAUGUUCCACAUGGAUCUGAACUUUCCAACAGAGGACCUAAUGCUGGAUCGUAUAAACCUCCUUUCAAUGGAUGUCCCAAAAUAUUAAAUGAUAAAGGUGUUCUUAUUUUAGUAACACUUAAAUUUCUUAUGUCAUUUGCAGUAAACAUAGAAAACAUUAAACAUUUUGGAUCUAGAUGUUUUGGAGUUAGACGUGAAGAGUUGUACUUCUGUUGUACCAUUUUGACUAAUGUUUACUCUUACUUCUUCUUAUUUUUUGAGAAAAAUGAUUUAAGUAAAUCUACUAUGAAUUACUUAUUCUUUAUCAAUACUAAACAUUAACUACAUUUAUUAAAGCAUCUACAUGAUAAUAAAUCACAUAGGUUAUAAAAUUUUUAAUCACAUGGUCGACCACUGUAUUAACACGUGCUGUAGACGUGAGUUUAGUCGAUAAACUAAAAAUCGAUAGUUACAUGAUAUAUCAAUAUAUUUAUCAUUGCAGGAUAUGAUUUCGUCCAGAACGACAAGUAACAACUGAAGGCUUGAAAUGUAGUUUAUUAAUAGUUACGUAUAAGAGUUGGGAAAAUUCGUAACUGCUAUAAUAAUGUUACAAACAUUAGAGAUUUGCCUCGUAUAGUACGUAAAUUUUUCAAGAACUUGGGGGAAUUUAAACCUCCCGAUUUCUUGUUACUAGACAGGUUUAACCAACUAAGUGACGCCAUUCGUAUAGUGCAUACACAAUAACCAUAGUGUAUAAUAAAGUAUUUACUAAUAUGUAUUUUUAUGUUGCGUCGAUACUGCUUGAUACUCGUUCAAUAAUGUAAGUUUACAAAAUUAUAUCUGAUGAAUGUACAAAGUGAAUUUUAAAGAAAAUAUAUAUCUUGAAUACAUUGCAAAAAUGUUAACUCCGCGUUUUGAAAUAACACAAACUGAUACAGAAGUUGCAAUAAUUAUUCAUGCACCAUAUGCCAAUAUCAAAGACACAGAGGUUUAUGUUGAUGGAACAGAUUUUAGAUUUUAUUCCACACCAUAUUACUUGAGAUUGAAACUACCAGGUGAAAUUGAAGAAAAUGACUCAUCAUUUGGCUCAUAUGAUUGCGAAAAGGGAGAUUUCUCUUUAAGAUUUUCAAAAGUAGAAAAAGGAAAAUAUUUUGAAAAUUUAGAUAUGAUAAGUACAUUGUUAACUCCACCGAAAAAGAAGAAUACAAUUAUACCUAAUAUUGAAGUAAUUGGAAAUCCAUCAGCAAAUUCUGAAGAUAAUAAUGAUAUAUCAAAUAAGCAAGAGUUUAUACCAAAUGAUGAAAACACUAAUGGAGAUGAGUGGUAUAUACAUCAAAACAAUAGUACAGAAAAUGUACCACUUUUAUCUACUUCUCCUAAAUAUGGUUUUGCGAGUAAAAUAUCUGGAGCCUUAGCUGCUUUUGAGUCAACAUGGGUUAAAGAAAUAAUAGAUCUUCCGAUGCCAGAUACUGUAUCUCAGUCUGAGAGAAGGAUGUUACGAGAGAAACAUGAAAUUUCAGAUUUUAACGAGGAACAUUAUUUGGCAGAUCUUAUGCAACCAGAAUGCAUAGAACCAUAUAUCUCAUUUAUUGCAGAAUGGGAUACUUUGGAAAAAGAAAAUAUUUCCUUCAAUGAAACUGAAGUAGAUUUAUUAAAAGAACUUCCAAACAAAGAAUAUUUAUUAAACAAUGAAGAAACACACAAGCUGCUUUUAAGUUUAGUGGAUAUUUUAUUUGGUUGUUGUUACAAUCACAGAACUACAUUAGGAGAAAAUACUGUUGAAAGUAGUUGGACUAUUAAUAAAUUAAGUUCCACUUUAUGUUGGUUUGAUGAGUUUUCUAAUUCGGAAGAAGUUAUAAAAGCAUGUUUUAGAAGAUCAAUAUGUUAUCCACUGUUUAGGAAUUGGGAUCUAUCUAAAAAAGUUUUUGAGGAUGUAAAAAAGAUAAUUAAGUUAGGUAAAAAAUGUAUCAUAAAACGUUUCUGUGAAGUACAUAGUUUGUUUAACAACUCAUAUGAACCACGAUAUAUAUUAAAUCAGUUGUACAUAAAAGACUAUCUAAUUUGGUUACAACAAAUUAAUGAAUCUUUAAUAGAAUCAUUGGAAUCUCUUAUUUGUAACGUUGAACCUUCUAAAAAUGAUAUGCAACUUGAAUUAGCAGAAUUAGAACAAGCAGCUUAUUCUGUACAAGAAGAAGAUCUUAUUAUAGAAAAUUCUGUUCAUGAAAUAGUGGACCAAAUGGAUGAACUAACAGUUAAUGACAAUGAUAAAGAUGAAUUAUCGAGUAGUUCAAGUUCAAGCGACAGCAGCGAUACUGAUUCUGAAACUGAUUCAGAAAGCAGCACUUCAAGUACCACUACAACAAGUAAUAGCAAUAGUUUAGAUUCAGAUGAUGCGAGUGAACCAGAAGAAAUUACAAAUAAGUAUACCUAAAAAUUUAUAUUGAACAAAAUUUUUAUAAAAAUAACAUUUUUGAAAGUCUUUUUCCUUAUAAUAUGUAAGUGAAACUUUACGAUUUUACCUUAUGUGUUCAUAAAAAUAUUUAUACUUAUAUAUACACUAUACGUGAAAUAGUGUAUAGAAUAUAAAAAAAUACACAAAUAAGAUUCGUUAUUGUGUCCACUUUACAAUCAUAUGUAAUUGUAUGAUUAUAUAUGUAUGAUAAACAUGCAACAUGUGUAUUAUUUUUAUGAUAAUAUUCGUGUUUAUCAUAAAUAUUGUGAUUCUUUUGUUAAACAAUGUAAUAGAUCCAUGUCAAUAAUUUACUAUAAUGUUCGAUCAAUCUUUGUUGCGUAAAAUCAUCCAAAUUAUUAUUAUUUUUAAUAUUCAUAUCUGAAUCAAUUGCAUCGAUAUCGCUUGGUCUUUCAUUAUUGAAAAUAUUGUUAAUAAUACUUCCCGUAUCCUCUGCCUAAACGUAAUCAUAAUCUGUAAGUUCUGCAUUUUCGUUUUUAUUAUUCAAUUCAUUUCCGUCGAUAGUUUGCCAAUAGUCUGCAACCUCUCCAUAUACUCCUGGACUUUCGUUUACAUUAUGCACGUAUUCAGCCAACGUUCUAUCGUUUAAUAUCUCAGAAUCUGAUUUUUUUAAUGCUGUAGGCUCUUGAUCAGAAGUUGUACUCUUACUAUUAAAAUGAUCAUGGUAAUUAAGACUUCCUGUGUUUAGAACUAAGUGCGUAUAUUUUGUCAACGUUCCAUUUUCUUCGUGUAAAUGUGGCGCGUAUAAUAUAAUACGUAAAGGUAUACUUUCAUCGUUUGAACUUUGUAGCUCCUCAGCUUUAGCACUCUCAUUUACAGCUUCAUGUUCUUCCAUUCUCAUGUUUUCUAAACUAAUGUUCGAUUCAUUCUGAAAGUUUUUGUUAUGCUUUCUUAAGUCAGUAUUCGUAAAUGAAACGUCAUUAUUACCAUUUACAUGUUUAUUAGAAAAAAUGCAAUCUUGUCUUUCACUGUACACUUCGGUUGUUGUGAGAUUCGAUAUUAUAGUUGGUAUCGGAGUUUGUUCUUGUUCCAAUGGUACUUCAGGAGUUACUUCAAUAUUCUUAUCGGUAAAAAAAAUGUCUCGUACAUUGUCAUUGUUUUUCAUGUUUUCUGUAGUUCGUAUCGUUGAUACUUCAGUUGUAAUAUCAUGAGCCGUACUUUCAUGCACGUCUGCGUUAAAAGAAGCGAUAGUACUCGUAUUAUUAUCAUCCUCAACCUGUUUUAAUUCUUCCGAAGAUACUUUUAUAGUUUCUAAAUACUCGGAAAAUACUCUGUCUGUCUGCUUAUCAAGAUUUUCAUCUACUUUUGUUUCAUCUGAAUUGAUAGUUUUUAGGAGGUAUUCUUCAUAAUCCAUCGAAUCGCGUACCGUUGAUGAUUGUCCAUAGCAAGGACCACAGGGAUCUUCCUUAUAUGUGGAGAGAAUGGCCGCUUUAACAUAAGGGAAAUGUAGUAUACUCCAGGGUACUAUGAUUUGAUAAGUUACUUUACCGCAGCUAUCGAUAAUGACUACUUCGUCUUUUGAUGCAUGAAAACUUUUCCAGAUACCCAACUCGGAAGUAUCUUCAAGAAGAAUGAUGCCCUUCUUCUUUUUUUUCAUGUCACCGAACAACGUUUCUACCGAGUCCAAGGAAUACUCGAACUCCUGUGUAUUUUUAGAUAUUUCCCUCCACGCUUUUAUCUCUAUAUUGUUCUCUGUGCUGUCUUCCAGCAAAUCUGACGGCGGCGUUACCAUGAAGAAGAAGAUAUUUGAAAAGCCGGACUUCUCUAAUCGGUUCUUCAACGAUGCCAACCUUGAUUGCUUGCCGGUAACUAUAAUACCAAGAAGGAUCCAAAAACGCGAACACAUUUACUUGUCCCAACUGUUCCUUCCGGAGAUUCGUGGCACGACAUUGCUCGAUAUAUCCUCCAUUCUCUCGUAGUUCUUUCGUUUGGCGGAAGUGACGAGGGACAUUCAAUAAUCGGAGGACUCCAUCCUUUUCGUAAGCUCCGUAACUUCCAACUGUUAUCAUAAUAAUCGUGAUCACAAUCGAAAUCGACAUAAUUCGUUCACUUUCUGCCACAGAACCAAGUUUAAAAAUCUUUGGCGAAGAUCGUUCCAUCGACUGCUAGAAACAGAACGAGACGCAUGCAUAUAAAAGCGAAAUGUCGACAACUACUUCGUAAUACUUGCACAUCCGUGUAAACGAUAUAGAAUUAAUAAUCAACGCAAGUGAUUUCGCGUAUUCGUUAUCUGAAGCCCGAUAAAAUAAUGGAGAAUGGUGACAACGAAACGACGAGAGUACCGAAUACAUUGAAUCAUCGUACGAUCGUUGCCGGUCGAUGUGUGCGCGUGGACUCUCACGAUAUAUCUCGGCCAGAAAAAUCAAUUUACGUCGCAUUGAUGCGAUAUGUAUGCGGGUCACACGGAAACUGUAAACCUUUUUCUGACCUCACAUGCUGUUGUCGCGGUCCACCGUUCAACAUUUCUCCUACACGUUAAGACCGAGCUCUGUAACUUUAGAAAACUUCGCACAGUAUAUAUUCAUAGCGUACUUUAUCUAUUGCGAGAAUAAGUUGUUCAUCUCUCUCGAGCUUUCGAACACCUUUUCGAAUCGUUUUUUUGAAUUACGAAAUUCAGUAGGCUUGCGAUUUCGGUUUUAUGGGUAAGUUACACAACAAGUGAUGUAACAUGUAACAAAUAACAUGAUGCGGUCGAUUGACUAUUAUUUCGUUAAUAAGUCGAACAUCCGUCAAGAUCAGUCGAUGAAAUGUGAACACGUGUGCAUGGUACAAGUUGAACAGAGAGUCCCUUGUUCUCAACUUUUCAAAGCGUGGUUUUGUACGAUUUAGAUGCUCGUUCACUAUCAGUAGCAGUUCAGCUUAAAGUAUCGACGGUCAAUCUUCCGAUCUUUCAUCAAUAUUAAUUGAAAUUUUGAAAAAUUGUUGUUUUGAAUUAUCGAGACACUCUCGUCGUUCAAAAUUUUGUAGCUAUACCACUGGUGGUAGUUCGUAAAUUAAAAAAAGAAAUUAGAACCUAGAUAUUUCGUAUGAUAUGUGUAAGCGUCGAAGGAAAGGAUUCUGUAAAAACAUCACGAGUAAGAAUUGGAUUUUUUGAAAUUGAAAAGAUUCGUUUUCGCCCGCGAUUAUGUCCUGAAAAUUUAAUGUUAGAAAUUUUAUGCGAAUGUUAUUUGUUAACAUGAUCAAUUCAGUCGUGAGAAUAUGCACGUUAAUUUGGUUGUCAUUGUGCUUGUUAACUACGAUUGUAUUUUUCAACGAGAUUAGUCGAUUGAACAUAGAGUUGCAGAAUUUUGGACUAUUUGAAAGAACCGAGUACAAUUUUAAACAUAAGAGAAGCACAGAUCGGCAGGAAUUAAACGCCAGCUUGGACAACGUUGAGAAAACAUUCAGGAAGAAAGCCGACGCUUUGUCAUACCUUUUAAAAGUUGACAUCGAUCGUUUGAGAAACGAAACCGAUCAGGUGGAAUUGAUAUUUCUGGUCGAUGCUUCAGGAUCAGUUGGUUUGAAAAAUUUUCAAAGCGAAUUAAAUUUCAUAAAACACCUUUUAGCCGACUUCUCUGUGGAGCCUUCUGCAACUAGAAUCGCGAUCGUAACGUUCGGUGGAAGAAGACACAUUAAACGAAAUGUAGAUCAGAUAUCUCAUACCAGUGACAAUGAUAACAAGUGUUAUUUGUUGAAUAAACAGUUAAAUAAUAUUAAUUACACUGGCGGUGGAACAUAUACGCGAGGCGCGCUUUUGGAAGCUCUUAGAAUACUUGAGAAAGGCAGAGCGAACGCAAGCAAGGCUGUGUUUCUUAUAACCGACGGAUUUAGCAACGGCGGUGAUCCACGACCUGCGGCGAAUCUUCUGAAAAUUGCAGGCGCAACGAUAUUCACUUUCGGAAUAAGAACAGGAAACGUUGACGAGCUGCGCGACAUAGCUAGUUUUCCAGGAGACACGCACAGCUAUUUCCUCGAUAGUUUCGUGGAAUUCGAGGCUUUAGUACGACGAGCUCUGCAUCGUGAUUUGAAAGCGGGGAAAUACGUACCAGUGACGUAUCCAGAUAAUUGUAAUCUCUUAUGUAGGAAUGUCAGCGAAGUCAAAAACGAGCAAAAUUGCUGCGAUAAUUUCGCGACGUGCGCCUGUGGCACUGUGACCGGACACUACACUUGCAUUUGUCCCGCGGGAUAUUUUGGCUCUGGUCUUCGGCGUUCUUGUCACCCAUGUCCAAAUGGAACGUACGCAUCUGGAGAAAUCUCCGGUGAUCUCACGACAAUGUGCACCUCGUGCCCUGACGUGAAUCAUGUGACUAUGAAAGUACCUGCAACUUCUGUAGAGCAUUGCGUUUGCGCUUCCGGUUUCACGACGGACGGAAAUAAAUGCGAGGUUAUAACAUGCCCGAGACUAAGAGUGCCAGAAAACGGAUACUUGGUAAAAGCAAGCGCAUGUAGCAAUGUUGUUCACGCAGCCUGUGGUGUAAGGUGCAGAAUUGGUUUCUACCUCACAGGUGACAGUAUUCGACUUUGCGGAAAAGACGGUAAUUGGUCCGGAAACGAACCGAAAUGUUUGCUGAAAACUUGUCCGGCACUUCGAACUCCUACGCAUGGGCGAAUGCGCUGUCAAAACGAGGAGGAUCAACAUUUGAAUACAGAGAAUACGACAACGUAUCCGAUCGAUUCCCGUUGUCAAUUCAGAUGCGAAACCGGUUAUCAAUUACGCGGAAGUAAAAUACGCAACUGUUUGCCUUUGUCACAAUGGGAUGGUCUCAAAGCUACAUGUAAAGCAAUAAAAUGUGAACCUCUGAAGCAAGUUGCGAAUGGAGAAAUUUCGCCUGAAAAUUGUUCGGGCCCGGAGAAACUACCAUUUGGAACGAAUUGUACCAUAUCGUGCAAAAGGGGUUUCACACUUGAGGGACCACGUUCCAGAUAUUGUAGUGGCCGUUCUGGAGUCUGGUCGCAACGUAAAACUGUUAAUCGAUGCGUAGAUAAAACACCACCUUCGAUAACCUGCCCAUCUAAUAUUAUCACCGAGAGCCUUCCAGGGAAGAAGUAUGCUUUUGUAAAUUGGACAAUACCAAACGUAACUGACAAUGUGGAUGAAUCACCUGUAUUAUGGAGUAAGCCAUACAUUAGUUUUCCUUGGAAAGUAAAAAUUGGUACACGUACAAUAAUCUAUGUGGCACAAGACUCAUCUGGAAAUAGAGCCAGAUGCAAAUUUAAAGUUAAAGUUUUAGAUAAAGAACCACCAAUGAUCGAGAAUUGCGUAGAUCCUCCGAUAUUUUUCACCGAUAAUAGAGUUGGAAUAAAUAACGUGACUUGGAACGAGCCUGGUUUUCACGACAAUUCCAAGACACCUGUACAAGUCGAACAAAAUUAUCUUCCAGGGGAGAACAUGUUUCCUAUUGGAUUAACGCAAGUGGUAUAUAAUGCCAUCGAUAAGUACGAUAAUAAAGCGUUUUGCGUGUUAAAUGUUACUAUAAAAGACGCUUGUGAAGAAAUUCCAAAAAUAUUGAACGGUUACUCAAAGUGUCAUCCAUCAUCAAUGAACGACACAAACGAGUGCACUAUAACUUGUGAAGAAGGAUAUGGAUUUGCAACUGAGGAAUCGAAUGCUGGAAUCGUGGAAAAUAUAUUAUUAUUAAAAUGUAACGAAAAUACAUCGAAUUGGCUUCAAGAAAACUACAUUCCCGAUUGUACAGCUGAGCAAAUAUAUUACUGCCGAUUUAAUAUCGACGUUGCUCGAUAUUUGUGGAAACGAUAUCGAAUGUAAUGUCAUUACUUUCGAUCCUGAAUGCGAAGAAAUUCUUCCAUCUUCGAAUACAAUGUAUUCUAGUAUGAUAAAAAAACGAAGGGAACUUAACUAUGAUAUUUCUGAAUUAUUAAGAAGUGAUACAAUGACAAUGAAGGGUAUUGGUACAAAAUCAAAACGAGAUAUGAAAAUGAACGAUAACAGAAAUAAAAUGAAAAUAAAGAAGAAGAAAGAAAAAAUUGAACUGAAAUUCAAUUUUUUAGGGAAGAUAAUUGAGGAGCAUCACGAAAAUCCGCGAAAAGGAAUCCAGAAAUUGCGACAGAAGCUCGAAUCUUUGUCUCGAUCUGGGAAAUUAAAUUUAUUAAACAAUAGAACAAAUCAAGAAAUAGCGAAGCUUGCGCUAAAUUUGCAUCUCAUUUUUAAGAAUUUUGAAGAACUUUGCGAUCCAGGAAGUAUCUUGAAGAAGAACACUUGCGUAAAAUGUCCAUUGGGAACUUUCUUUAAUUCCACGACUAAACAAUGCCAAUCGUGUUCUCUUGGAGAAUAUCAAAGCGUGACUGGAUCUUUGAAAUGCAAACGUUGUCCUGAAUACACUUCGACGAAGAAAAUUCAUUCAAAAUCUCCGCAAGAUUGUAUACACUUGUGCAGACCAGGACACUAUUCGCGAAAAAAGCGUUACCAAAACACGCGAUUAGCACUUGAACCUUGCCUAAUCUGUGACACUGGAUUUUAUCAACCAGAAUAUGGUCAAACUCAUUGCCUUUCGUGUCCACCUGACACUACUACUAGAAAUCAUGGAUCUAAAACCAUAAAUGACUGUCUACCUCUUUAUAAAAUCGAGAUUAAUAUCUGUGAUAAAAAAUCUUGUUUAAGUGGUGGACAAUGUGUACAAGAAGAGGACAGUUUCAGUUGCGAAUGUCCUGACUAUUAUGUCGGUUCUAAAUGUGAAACAUUCCAAAAUCCAUGUGAUUCUUCUCCAUGUUUGAACGAAGGUACAUGUAAUAUUCUAAGUUUCACGAACAAUACAAUAAUGUACUCUUGCACAUGCAAAAAUGGAUAUUUAGGUAGAAAUUGUGAGUUGUACAUUGACGAAUGUACCAUUGAUCCUUGUCAAAAUAAUGGUACAUGUAUGAGUACAGAAAAUGAUUAUUUCUGUGAAUGUAAACAAGGUUUCGAAGGAGAGUUUUGUGAGACUACUGUAGAUCAUUGCAAUCCUUCACCCUGUAUGGAAGGAUCUACUUGCCACAAUGUUAACAACUCUUGGAAAUGUUUCUGCAAACCCGGUUUUCUCGGUCGUUAUUGUAAUUUAUUACCCUGUGAUUGGUUACCAUGCAACAAAAACUCGUAUUGUGUGAACAUUGAAGAAGAAAAUGCAACAACUAUGAGUUACAGAUGUGUGUGUACAGAUGGUUAUACCGGAGAAAAUUGUACUGUAAAGAUAAAUCAUUGCGAAAGCAAUCCGUGUUUGAACAAUGGGAAAUGCACUAAUAAUAUCUCUAAUUACACAUGUACGUGUCCCACGUUAUUCACAGGGCGUCAUUGCGAGACUGUUAACUACGUGUUUAUGGCUACAGUCGAAGGAUAUGUUUAAUUAUGGCACUGUAUUAUCGUAUGCUACACGUUACUACGAUAACGCAUUCACUUUAACAGAUUAUAAUGGACUGGUAAUAUAUCUCAAUGGUGAAAAAGUAAUAACCGAUAUUAAAGUAAAUGAUGGUCAUUGGCACUUCGUUUGUUUCACCUGGGAAGCAGAAAAUGGCUCUUGGAAUAUUUUUAUUGAUGGCCUUUUGAGAGACAACGGUACCCACUUGGCGAAAGGAACUUUCAUUCAAGGAAAUGGAAUUCUAAUAAUUGGACAAGAACAAGAUCGUGUCGGAGGAGGAUUUUCAGAGUUAGAAUCUUUCUUGGGAAAAUUAACAUUAUUAGAUAUUUGGAGUACAAUUUUAGUAGCUGAGGAUAUCAAACACUUGUUCAACACUUGUGAAAAAUACCAUGGUGAUGUAAUUGCAUGGGCACACGUGCAAGAAUAUGUGCACGGUGACGUGAUAGUAUCAAACACUUCAUUUUGCCGUGGUUGUCCGUUACCCGUUGUAUCAUUUAAAGGUAAUGUAAAUGUCAGCGAAGAUGGGUCAAAUAUCACUUAUUAUUGUGACAGUGGUUACGUAGUGCGAUUUCAUGGCAGAGAAUAUCAAUCUUUAACACUGAAAUGUCUUAAACAAGGACAAUGGGAAGGAUAUUACACACCCGUUUGCACUAGAAGAAGAUGCGGAUUUCCAGGAUAUUUUCCGCGAGGUCGUAUACAUGGUAGAUCGUAUUUUUUCGGAGAUGAGAUAUAUUAUUUUUGUUUAAUUAAUUAUGAACUUCGAGGAAAUCCUCGUAGAACCUGUAAUGCUGAUGGAAAAUGGAGCGGAUUACCUCCAGUUUGUAUAGGUAGGACAGCAAAUUGAAUUCAAGUGCGACCCCGGAUUUCAUUUAAAAGGUGAAAAACUUUUAACAUGUUUGGAAUCUGGACAAUGGGAUCAUGAAAUGCCUUCAUGUUUGGCUUAUAAAUGUCUACCACCAAGGGAAAUCAAGCACGGAUAUGUAAUUUCUUCAAAUUCAAAUAAUUUGCACGAAAAUUUCGCUACAAAAGUUGAUUUGCAAACGAUUAAUGACACAUUUAAAAAGGACUAUAAUUUUAAUGAUAUUGUGGGAUAUUCUUGCUAUUCGGGAUAUAAAUUUGAGGGCAAUCAUAGUUUGUUAAAUGAAUUUAAACUUCAAUGUAUGGAAAAUGGUACUUGGAUUGGAUUUGUUCCUGAUUGUGUACCAUUAAAGUGUUCGUGGCCUGACAUUGUGAAUAAUGGGAAAUUAUUGUUUAAAACACAAGACAAUGGUACUAUUGAACUUCUAGAAAUAAAAAAAAAGAAUUGGAAUUUGGAAGACGAAUUUGUCAUUGGUACCGAAAUUGUGAUAAAAUGUGAUAUAGGAUAUAAAUUAGUUGGUAACGGUUUUAGAAUUUGCACAGACGAUGAAGAAUGGUCACCCACGUUAUCGUCUUGCGAACCUUAUGAAUGUCCUUUCUUAAGUCAUCCACUUUUUCAAAUUUUUAAUGACAAAAUAAAUCUAAAUAAUCAUACUGCAAUUUGGAAAAAUGAUCAGAAUAAAAAAUUGAAUGGCAAAGAACCAUAUUAUGGUACUUAUAAGAAUUUAGAGUACUUUAUAGAAGGACAUACUUAUAUGAAAAAGAUAGUUCUUAGUUGCAAUGAUGGAGAAAUUCAAUUGAAUAAUGCAAAUAUUCAAAACUCUGUUCCUAACUUAACUUGGUUUUGUGAUGAAUAUGGUAAAUGGAAAAUAAUUGAUACACAAUUAAACGACACCAUCACAAAACUCUUGUUUGGAAUUGAGAGUAUUUGUCAGAAAUCUAUGUGUGAUUUAGUAACGAUUCCAGAAUAUAGUUACAUUACUGAAACAAAUUAUAAAAGAACUGUUAAUAACACUAUUACAUUCAAAUGUCAUCAAGGCUAUAUUCUUGAAGGCAAUGAAAAAUCUAUCUGCCUUCCAAAUAACACUUGGACUGCUAUUCCUUCUUGUAAACCUGUAACAUGUAAAGAACCACCUAAAAUUGUAAAUGCAGUGUUAAAAGAAAAUAAUAUCAAAGCAGUAAACUAUACAUUUAAUUAUACAAUUACUUAUGAAUGCAUACCUGGAUAUAUAAUGUUUGGUCAAAGAAAUGCAAGAUGUCUUGCAAAUGGAAAAUGGUCCAGAAUUUAUAGUAGAUGUUCAAAACUUUCAUGUAAUAAACCAAAACUUCCAUUUGGCGCAACAAUUCAUGGUCGGUCUUAUUUGUAUCAAGAUCAAUUGACAUACGUGUGUCCUGGUGGUAAAAAGCAAGGAUUGAUUACAUGUAAGGCUGAUGGACAUUGGAGCGAUUUACCGAAUUGUAAUAACAAUUAACAUAACAAUUAAUAUAACUAUGAUUUUACGUAGAAAUUUAAAAUAAAAUAAUAUAGCAAAUUUAUUUGACAAUUUUUU